Molecule: messenger RNA, 729 nt
Organism: Penicillium pulvis
Lineage: Eukaryota; Fungi; Ascomycota; Eurotiomycetes; Eurotiales; Aspergillaceae
Product: SDR family oxidoreductase
Exons: 3
Coding region: 1-729 (242 amino acids)
Cellular component (GO): intracellular anatomical structure
Molecular function (GO): oxidoreductase activity, acting on NAD(P)H, oxygen as acceptor
Source: RefSeq, a predicted model, not a curated record
AUGUCAGCCAAAACUUUCAUCGUCACUGGUGCCUCUAGAGGUAUUGGUCUCGCAAUUGCUAAGUUUCUCCUCACCGCACCUCAAUGCUACAACGUUAUUGUGAUUGCCCGCAGUUUCGAGCCCCUCCAGAAGCUGAAAGAUCAGUUCUCCAAGCAAGUUGAGGUGCUGAAUGGCGAUCUUGCGGAUUUGACUCUCGGCCAGAAGGCCGUCGAUCUGGCUCUGAAGUCUUUCGGGCGUCUCGAUGGAUUGGUUCUCAACCACGGCAUACUCAGCCAAGUGGGCAAGAUUGCCGAGGCGGAUCCGGAACAAUGGAAGCAGGGGUUUGAUGUCAACUUUAUCAGCUUGGUGGCCUUUAUCAAAGCUGGACUUCCUGCGCUUCGCCAAUCCAGGGGCAGGAUCAUUUUCACUUCGUCUGCGGCAGCCGUCUCGGCCUUCAGGGGAUGGGGUCUGUACGGCGCAAGCAAGGCUGCCAUGAACCACUUGGCCAUGAGCAUUGGAGAAGAAGAGCCCGACGUGACGGCCGUGUCAAUUCAACCGGGCUUGGUCGACACCGAAAUGCAGCGCGAGAUACGGGAAGAUCUCGCUACCACUCUGGACCCUCAGUUCCAUGCGAUGUUCACCACAGUCCACAAGGAAGGGGAAUUGCUGAAACCAGAACAGCCCGGUCAUGUCAUUGCAAAAUUGGUGAUUGAUGCGCCGAACUCAUUGACCGGCAAAUUCCUAUCGUGA